UGUUUGAAGAUUCUAGUAAUCCGUUGAGAGUUCAGGUUAUGUUUCGUCUUGCAGCAAAUGUGUGUCUCUCACAGUUCACAAUAGUUAUCUAUGACGUGGCCAAUGUCUCGUUCAAUGUUACCAGAGCUGAGGCUGCUACAGGGACAGUAAUAUAUGACCUUCCCUCUCACAUAUCUCCAAUGGAUGUUUGUGAUGUACAAAGUGAAAUUUAUGGUGGAAAUGUGAUCGGCAACAGUAAUUCAUUCAGUAUACUAGUUCCAGAAGAUUGCCUUCAGUCCACCCCUGAAACUUUGUCAACGGGUGAAGGGAGACCCUCCACUUCAUCUGCUCCACCCCCUGUGGAGAUGAAACAGUCUGACAUCCCUCCUGCGGUGAUUGGUUCAGUUGCUGCUAUGGUUGUUCUGCUGGUAUCUCUAUUUCUUGCGAUAGCAGUCAUAUGCCUAGUGGUCCAACGUAGGAGGAGAGGUAAACAGGCUCUUCGUGCAGGUGAAAGCAGUAGUGAGGAUCCCCCAGCCUCUCCUAGGUCUGAAAGACGUGUGGUGGAGCCAAGGACAGGAGCUAGAGAAAAGAAGUUGUUCUCUACGAACCCUACUUCUGAAUAUGUAGACAUUGACCAUGUUGAAACUGAACGAGUUAGACAGCAACUUGAGCAAGCUGAGGCAGCUCCUAAG
Messenger RNA from Geodia barretti, 671 nucleotides. The record is from the annotation of a GenBank genome assembly. Lineage: Eukaryota; Metazoa; Porifera; Demospongiae; Tetractinellida; Geodiidae.